This is a messenger RNA of Arvicola amphibius (Eurasian water vole), 1281 nucleotides long. RefSeq names its product G protein-coupled receptor class C group 5 member B (gene Gprc5b). The coding region runs from base 26 to 1237 and encodes 403 amino acids. Gene Ontology annotation, molecular function: protein kinase binding; protein kinase activator activity; G protein-coupled receptor activity. The transcript is spliced from 3 exons. The record is from RefSeq and is a predicted model, not a curated record. Gene Ontology annotation, biological process: G protein-coupled receptor signaling pathway. Gene Ontology annotation, cellular component: plasma membrane; signaling receptor complex; intracellular membrane-bounded organelle. Lineage: Eukaryota; Metazoa; Chordata; Mammalia; Rodentia; Cricetidae.
AACGUUCCUGGUGUCAGAGAGAAAGAUGAGAACCCACCAAGUGUUCCCCCUGCCCCUGCUCCUGGUGAUUGCCUCGGUGGCCUCAGAGAACGCCAGCACAUCCCGGGGCUGUGGGUUGGACCUUCUCCCUCAGUACGUGUCCCUGUGCGACCUGGACGCCAUCUGGGGCAUCGUGGUGGAGGCAGUGGCCGGGGCGGGGGCCCUGAUCACACUGCUCCUGAUGCUCAUCCUCUUGGUGAGACUGCCCUUCGUCAAGGACAAGGAGAAGAGGAGGCCCGUGGGUCUCCACUUCCUCUUCCUGCUGGGGACCCUGGGCCUCUUUGGACUGACGUUUGCCUUUAUCAUUCGGAUGGACGAGACGAUCUGCUCCAUCCGACGCUUCCUCUGGGGUGUCCUCUUCGCACUCUGCUUUUCCUGUCUGCUGAGCCAGGCGUGGCGGGUGCGGAGGCUGGUGCGCCAGGGCACAAGCCCAGCCAGCUGGCAGCUAGUGAGCCUGGCGCUGUGCCUGGUGCUGGUGCAGGUCAUCAUUGCCACCGAGUGGCUGGUGCUGACCGUGCUGCGUGACACGAAGCCGGCCUGCGCCUACGAGCCCAUGGAUUUUGUGAUGGCGCUCAUCUAUGACAUGGUGUUGCUGGUCAUCACCCUGACACAGUCCCUCUUCACGCUGUGUGGCAAGUUCAGGCGGUGGAAAGUGAACGGAGCCUUCAUCCUCAUCACAACCUUCCUCUCUGUGCUCAUCUGGGUGGUCUGGAUGACCAUGUACCUGUUCGGCAACUCCAUCAUUAAGCAGGGAGAUGCCUGGAGCGACCCCACCUUGGCCAUCACCUUGGCAGCCAGUGGCUGGGUUUUUGUCAUCUUCCACGCCAUUCCGGAGAUCCACUGCACCCUCCUCCCACCCCUGCAGGAGAACCCACCCAACUACUUCGACACUUCACAGCCCAGGAUGCGGGAGACGGCGUUUGAGGAGGACAUGCACCUGCCUCGGGCCUACAUGGAGAACAAGGCCUUCUCAAUGGAUGAACAUAGUGCAGCUCUUCGGUCAGCAUCGGGCUUUUCCAAUGGAAGCUUGGGAAAAAGAUCCAGCGACAGCAUGGGAAAGAAACCCUGUAACCUGGGAAGCCGACCCAGCGCGCCAUUCAGAAGCAAUGUGUAUCAGCCAACCGAGAUGGCUGUCGUACUCAAUGGCGGGACCAUCCCAACCGCUCCGCCAUCUCACACAGGAAGACACCAUUGGUGAAAGACCUUAAGAUCCAGAGAAUAAGAAUCUCUCUUACCGAUUUU